AGUGGGGGCGGUGCAGGAAGGGGACGAGCCAGAGGGGAAACCAUGGCCGGAAAGGACAGGACGGCACUCCGAGCGGGGAGGGCAACAGGAGACUGCGGGGGAGACCUUGCGCUUCUUUGGAAACUUGUGGAGGCCCCGAGCGGACAAGCGGGAGCCCCUGACGGACAGCUGACCGGGGAGGCUGGUGGCCCGAGUGUCCCCUCUGGCCCGUCGGCACCCCGAGUAGGACGCCCUUGUCACCCAGGGAUCCCCUCCGAGGCGCCCCGCCGGGCCGACUGUCCCCGGGAGCAACAGCCCCGCACGUCGAGGGGCGCGGUGGCGGGGUCACGGGGUUUCCAGCGUCCUGGGGACGACCGUGUGGGGAGCAGCGGGCCUUUGUGCCGGCCCGGGAAUGACCGGAAGCGGUCCCGGUCCGCGCAGCCUGAAGGACAGUCCGGCUCCGGGUCCCCGGUCCUGGAAGACAGCGGGAUGGGGGCACAGUGCAAGCUGUGGGGGGCUGGGGGCUGCUGGCUCUGA
Elephantulus edwardii (Cape elephant shrew) is the source of this 516-nucleotide messenger RNA. RefSeq names its product collagen alpha-1(I) chain-like. The annotation marks the transcript as partial. The record is from RefSeq and is a predicted model, not a curated record. Lineage: Eukaryota; Metazoa; Chordata; Mammalia; Macroscelidea; Macroscelididae. The transcript has 2 exons.